Molecule: messenger RNA, 219 nt
Organism: Rhizophagus irregularis DAOM 181602=DAOM 197198
Lineage: Eukaryota; Fungi; Glomeromycota; Glomeromycetes; Glomerales; Glomeraceae
Source: RefSeq, a predicted model, not a curated record
AUGGAUUUAUAUGAAAUCCUUAAUUUAAAACCCAACGCGACCAAAACUGAGAUUAGCUCAAGCUAUAGGAAACUUGCGAUAAAGUACCAUCCGGACAAGAAUCACGGCUAUGAAGCAGAAGAGUGGGGAAAAAUCUCAAAAGCAUACCAAAUCCUCGCUGAUGAUAGUAGCCGUUUUAUUUAUGAUUACUAUGGAACAAUAGAUAAUUGUAAAAUCUGA